Molecule: messenger RNA, 1433 nt
Organism: Suillus discolor
Lineage: Eukaryota; Fungi; Basidiomycota; Agaricomycetes; Boletales; Suillaceae
Exons: 3
Coding region: 277-1320 (347 amino acids)
Source: RefSeq, a predicted model, not a curated record
AAUCUCCCCUCUCGGCAUUAACUUCCAUGUUUGUCAUCCAAUAACAUGUCCACGGCUUUUCUAGGGGUCCUCUUACUUCAUGAAAGUAUUUUCGCUAAAAUAUGUCUGGAACUCACAGGCGAUCCGAUCCAGGCAUAACGGCUAUCCUCUGCGCUUAUAAGAACCCGGCUACACUCUUCUCUUACCGAGUUUAUUCCACCACACCUCUUGGUUCAGUACCUCGAGCAACGACAGUUGACUAUCCUUUGUCACUCCCUUCACGAACAAAAAGUCAUAAUGACCUCCUACUUCCGUUCCAUCUUUGGUGGAAGCCCAUCUCCCAGUCACGACCACUCUUCCAAGUUACGCUCACGUUCUAACCCUGCAAACUUCUUCUAUGGCCCGCCAGCUGGUCCAAGUUCCUCUUCACGCCUAAAGACAAAACGAAGCAAUAGCUUCAGUGCUGCAGGAGCUCCUUCUCCACUACGAUAUACCACGUUUGAUGAUCCCAGAGACAUGAGAUACGGUACUCCGUCGAACGUCGAGAAGGUGCCGCUCUACAGGCGUGCCAGCUACAAGUCAUCCGAACAUCUCGGCCAGUAUCCUUUGUAUAAUUAUGCGCCACCCGUCUCGUAUGGCGCAUCUUCCCGUACCAGUUCGAGUUCUUCUUCGGGUUUUCCGGGCAUGCAUCCAGGCACCCCAUCUCCCUACGACAGACGGCCUUCUUUGCAACAGCGUCAUACUUGGCAGAGCAGUAUCUCAUCUGCGAAUGGAUCGGCUCCUUCAUAUAUUGCAAUGGAUCCACAUGGGAGACGCGCACCUGCACUGCAUAUGCAUCCACUCUUUGCCUCUACUCGCCUUCACUCCGCGCCCAUAAAUUACGACGUCAUCUGUGGCCCGUCGCCGCGAACCGUUCUAGACCGUACCACACAUUCACCCGUUGACGCCCAUACAUUAUCGCAACCAGCAACAGACCCACCCACUCCGGCAUCAUCUCGUAUCCUACUUCGUUCAGAUAAGUUCCCGUGGCCCGUGGUCGUCGGGUCUUGCAGAAAUGGGCGCUCUCCAGAUAUCACCAAUCUUGACCUUCUUCAUGCACUACAUGAGACGCUUCUUACGAGAGUCACGCCUCAAGAGUGGGAGGCGCUUGGUCAUGGAAGCAGGGCUCAACGGAAAGUCACGCAGGCGUAUGAACAGCGGUGUACCAGAUUGGGAGGCGGAUGGGAAGGCGGAGUCCGACGGGUGGAUUGGCUGCAUGGGAAAACUCGUUUGAUCGGAAUCGAAGUGGAGAAGCAUGGACCCGGCGCCGGCUCCGGAAGACUCAUUUUUGGCAAGGCUUGAAGCCGAUGCUUUUCAACUUUUGAGAUCGACAGCUACCGGGGCUAGUCCUCGUUACCUCAUACCUGCGAGACCUUUCUGCGGCGUAUCCACAGACGCCACUACAUCCCUGCGGA